AAAUAACCCAACCGGGUUUAAUCGCAGCCGUCGAUCCGCGAUGGAGAAUUCCGGCGUGCUCAGCUCGUCGACGGCGUGGAACGAUUUCCUCGAGCGCCAUCGAAAGAUGCGGAAAGGGACAGUGUAACUAUGCUGGAUUUCCUUGGCAAUAUGCUAAUAUCGAAGCAGCCUCAUUCCCUUUGGGCUCGAUCUUCAGAGGAGUUGGACAGAGCAGCUACAGUAAAAAUGCACUCGUUUCCUUCAAAAACUCCAUCACUUCCGACCCUUAUGCUAUCUUGAGCACCAAUUGUUCCCAAAAUACAUCAGUUUGUAGUUGGAUUGGUGCGUCGUGCGGCCUCAAACACCAGCGCGUCACUGCCCUCAAUCUCUCUGGCUACGACCUUGCUGGAACUGUUGCUCCACAUCUUGGAAACCUAACGUUUCUCAGAUAUUUGGACAUCAGUUCCAAUAGUUUCACUGGGAUCUUACCCUUUGAGCUCUCUGAACUGCAUCGUCUGAGGGUGAAUAUGGGAAUGAAUUCAUUCACUGGAGAAAUACCAACAUGGUUGGGCAGUUUACCUCAACUGGAAAAACUCUAUUUGUACAACAACAUUUUCUUAGGUUGGCUACCAAGUAAUAUGUGCGAUAAUCUCCCAAAUAUUGAAGUACUUGAUAUUUCGGCCAACCAACUUUCUGGAGAAAUUCCACCAAACAUAUGGAAAUGCAGACACCUUCAGCACCUGGAAUUAUCCGUCAAUCAUUUCAAUGGAAAAAUCCCAAGUGAAAUUGGAAGUUUGAGUAUGCUUAGAGUCUUGUACCUGGGCUUUAACGAUUUCAGAGGAAUAAUCCCUGAAGAAAUAGGGAACCUUCCACAGUUAGAGAUGUUAAGCAUCCCAAGCUCCUCUCUGACCGAAAAUAUUCCAUCUUCAGUGUUCAACAUAUCUUCGUUGAAAUUCAUGGACCUCUCUAACAAAAGUUUGUCUGGAAAUAUCCCAACUUUUCACAAUGUACCUAAGUUGGAGGAAUUAUAUCUGCUUCGUAACAACUUACAAGGCCAAAUUCCGCCAAUUAUAUGGAAAUGCACACAUCUUGAAAAGUUAUCACUAUCCUUCUCAGUGGCAACUUCCCAUUUGAAAUCGGAAAAUUAAGCAUGCUUAGGGAGUUGUAUAUGGGCUUCAACGACUUUUGAGGAAUCAUCCCUGAUGAAAUAGGGAAUCUUUCAUAGUUAGAGGUGUUAAGCAUCCUAGGCUCCUCCAUGACAGGAAAUAUUCCAUCUUCAGUGUUCAACAUAUCUUCAUUGAAAUACAUGUACCUCUCUAACAACAGUUUGUCUGGAAAUAUCCCAAGUGAUAUCUGCAAUAAUCUACCAAAUAUUGAAGUACUUGAUAUUUGGAACAACCAACUUUCUGGAGAAAUUCCACCAAACAUAUGGAAAUACAGACACCUUCAGGACUUGGAAUUAUCUGUAAAUCAUUUCAAUGGAAAAAUCCCAAGUGAAAUUGGAAGUUUGAGUAUGCUUAGAGUCUUGUACCUGGGCUUCAACGAUUUCAGAGGAAUCAUCCCUAACGAAAUAGGGAAUCUUUCACAGUUAGAGGUGUUAAGUAUCCCAGCCUCCUCUCUGAGCGGAAAUAUUCCAUCUUCAGUGCUCAACAUAUCUUCGUUGAAAUUCAUGGACCUAUCUAAUAACAGUCGGUCUGGAAAUAUACCAACUUCUCUCAAUCUGCCUAUGUUAGAGGCAUUAUAUCUUUCUAAUAACAACUUACAAGGUAUGAUACUAAUGUUAGGGGUGAUAACAAACUAUCAGAUUGGCUCCCAUGUGAUAUAUGCCGCUUGCCCAACCUCAAACUACUUUAUCUCAGCAGAAAUCAACUUGAAAGCCAGAUUUCUGCCGAAUAUAUGGAAAUUCACACAUCUUGAGAAGUUGGCACUAUCCUUCAACAAUUUCAGUGGCAACAUCCCAUCUGAAAUCGGAAAAUUGAGCAUGCUUAGGGAGUUGUAUAUGGGCUCCAACAAUUUUCAAGGAGGAAUUCCAGCAGAAAUAGGAAAGCUUACACGACUACAAGUAUUGGAACUUACAAACGCCUUUCUAACUGGAAAUAUCCCGUCUUCCAAUUUCAACAUUUCUUCUUUGACAGAACUGGCACUGAGUGACAACAGCUUAUCUGGUACUCUUCCUUCAAAUAUGGGGAUCUCACUUCCCGAUCUCAAAUCACUUAUUUUGGGUCACAACCGAUUCGAUGGUCCGAUUCCAAGCUCUAUCAACAAUGCUUCUAAACUUAUGGGGUUGGGCAUGGACAGCAACUUCUUCACUGGCUUUAUGCCAGACUUUGGUAAUUUGAAACACCUACAAGUUAUAUUCCUCGGGGGAAAUCAUUUGAGUGGAGCUCAAGAGACAUUUCUCUCUUCGUUAACUAAUUGUCGAGAUUUGAAGUACUUGGAAACAUUAGAUAAUUCACUGAAUGGUAUCCUACCUGCUUCAAUUGGUAAUUUAUCCUCUUCUCUUCAAGAAAUUCGGGUACAAAACAACAACAUCGUUGGUGUCAUUCCUUCUCAAAUUGGAAAUUUAACUAGUUUGUUGUCUAUAAAUCUUGGAGGGAGUCAAUUGCGUGGACCCAUUCCACCAUCAAUUGGGAAUUUGAAGAAACUCCAACGAAUGUAUCUUUAUGGUAAUAAGUUGGGAGGGUCUAUUCCUAACGACAUUUGCCAAAUGAAUAAUUUGGGGGACUUGUACUUAUAUGGGAACGUGUUUGUGGGUUCAAUACCUGAAUGUUUGGGUGAAGUCAAAUCCUUGAGAGGGAUCUACUUAGGCUACAACCAGUUGAAUUCCACCAUCCCUUCCAACUUCUGGAAUCUUACAGACCUCUUGGCUUUGAGCAUGUCCUCAAACUAUUUGAGUGGUCAAAUGUCAUCUCAACUUCGAAAUUUGAAGUCAAUCUACUAUCUAGACUUGUCUUUUAAUCAAUUUUCAGGUGAUAUCCCCAUCUCGAUUGAUGGUUGCCAGUCAUUAGAAUAUCUCUACGUAUCAAAAAAUUUGUUAGAUGGAUCUAUUCCCCAAUCCUUGGGAAAUGUUAGAAAUUUGAUAGCAUUAGAUUUGUCUUACAGUAACCUUUUUGGAUCUAUACCCAAGUCAUUGGAAGACCUUCAAUUUGUUCAGUAUUUCAAUGUUUCUAACAACAAAUUGGUUGGGGAAAUUCCAGACAAGGGCUGUUUUGGUAACUUGAGUGACAAGUCUUUUACCAACAACCUUGCCCUUUGUGCCUUCAGUGAUAUUAUCUGUGACUGUGGUGAUUGUUAUCCUCGUGUUUUUAAAGAAAUUUAAACCGAAGAAAUCACCACUGCCCAGUGAUAUUUCGCCAGUGACUGAAUAUAGAAGAGUUUCUUACAUAGAGCUAGAGCGAGGAACAAGUGGUUUUAGUGAGAGCAACCUUCUUGGAAGAGGAAGUUUUGGUUCGGUAUUUGAAGCAACGCUUUCUGAUGGGUUGAGAGUUGCAGUAAAAAAUUUCAACUUGCAAUUACCAGGAGCUGAAAGGAGCUUUGAUACUUAAACUGAGAUACUUGGGAGCAUUUGACACAGAAACAUAGUUCGAGUUAUUGGAUGUUGCAGUAGCCCAGAGUUUAAAGCUCUGGUUCUCACAUAUAUGCCAAAUGUGAGCUUGGAUAAAUGGUUAUAUUCCAACAUGCAUUGUCUGGAGCUUGGAAUAUCUUCACCAUGGACAUACAUUCCCAGUUGUCCAUCGUGAUGUAAAGCCAAGCAAUGUUUUGCUCGAUCAAGACAUGGUCGCUCAUCUUGGUGAUUUUGGCAUUGGGAAGCUUUUUGGUGACGGAGAAGUUGUUGUCCAGACACAAACAUUGGCAACCAUCGGUUAUGCAGCACCAAGUGAUGCAUAGUGCUAAAACUUUCCAUCUUCAAUUAUAUUAUAGUUUUUUUCUUUUUAAAAUAUCAAUGUUUAAUAUGAUACUAAUGAUGCAUGUUGUCAUGUUGUGCGGUUAGAGUUGGGAAUGGAAGGGAAAGUGUCCACACAUGGAGACGUGUACAGUUUCGGGAUAAUGUUGCUCGAGAUGUUUACAGGGAAGAAGCCGACAGAUGAUAUGUUUGGUGGGGAAAUGAGGUUAAAAGAGUGGGUAAGUGAAGCAUUACAAGAAAAAUCAGUUCCUCUUGCACCCACUUUGCUAUCUAGUGAAGAUCAACUUUUCUGUGCAAAGGAGCAAUGCGUGUUGUCAAUUUUUGAGCUAGCAAUGAAAUGUUUAGCCGUUGCACCGCAUGAAAGAAUCAACAUGAUUGAAGCAGCGACUACUCUCCAGAGGAUCUAUGCAACAACGGUAACAAAAAGUCAUCGUCCACCAUAUGCUUUUUCUGUUAGUAUUCACAAUAAUGGGUUAUGAUGCUUGUAACAUAGUGUGUGCACUCUUACUUUGUCUAUGGAGAAGCUUAGGUUGUAUAGUGAAUCCUUAAUUAUGAAAAUUAUGCAGGUUUGUUAAAUUA
Salvia splendens (bonfire salvia) is the source of this 4462-nucleotide messenger RNA. RefSeq names its product LRR receptor-like serine/threonine-protein kinase GSO1. Gene Ontology annotation, molecular function: protein binding. The transcript is spliced from 11 exons. Lineage: Eukaryota; Viridiplantae; Streptophyta; Magnoliopsida; Lamiales; Lamiaceae. Bases 1235 to 3298 code for a protein of 687 amino acids. The record is from RefSeq and is a predicted model, not a curated record.